This is a messenger RNA of Tinamus guttatus (white-throated tinamou), 1093 nucleotides long. Lineage: Eukaryota; Metazoa; Chordata; Aves; Tinamiformes; Tinamidae. The record is from RefSeq and is a predicted model, not a curated record.
GGCAGGGGCUGGGCAGAGCGGGGAGCUGCGGGAUUUGAACUGAAUGUUUUUCUCCCUCCCAUUUCAGAGGGUCUGGCGGUCGGAGUUGGAUUUGGGGCUGUUGGAAAAUCGGCAUCGGCCACGUUUCAGAGCGCCAGGAACUUGGCCAUCGGGAUUGGGAUCCAGAACUUCCCCGAAGGACUCGCCGUGAGCCUCCCGCUGCGCGGCGCCGGCUUUUCCACCUGGAGAGCCUUCUGGUUCGGGCAGCUGAGCGGGAUGGUGGAGCCCUUAGCGGGCAUCUUUGGUGCCUUCGCCGUGGUGGUGGCAGAGCCUCUUCUCCCCUACGCCUUGGGCUUUGCUGCUGGAGCCAUGGUCUACGUGGUCAUGGAUGAUAUCAUCCCCGAGGCACAAACCAGUGGCAAUGGGAAGCUGGCUUCCUGGACCUCGAUACUGGGAUUUGUGGUGAUGAUGUCCCUGGACGUUGGGCUCGGGUAAUGGCAGGUCACCACUCCCCGGGAGAAGACUUCAGAGCAAUUUCUGUGGCGGCACUUGGAACUGGACACAUUUAAGACUUUUUUUUGUAUAUAUUUUUUGAUCUGAUUUGGUGUUGAUUACCUAUAAUUUUAUAUAUCUUCCCCCCAUAACAUAAUUGUUGAAGGUUUUCAAAGCACAAAUAUGGGUGUCUUCUGGCAGGUCCUGGUUUCCUUUUGCCACCAGAUUUUCUUUUUUUCUCGGCAGGGUUGUCGACAAGACGCAUUGACUGGGCUGCAGGGUGCAAUUUGCUUUCCCUUCAGCUCCUGUGUUGUUUCUCUAAGCCAGGUCGCUCUUGGCUUUGAUCAUCUUUGUUCUGUAGAAGAUUAGAAAUCCACUGUCGAGUGUUUACGCGGCUCUGUGGUUAAGUACCCAGGCGUAUGAAUGGAGUCAACUCCUUGAAGAGUCUCAAUUUCCACUCUUGGUUUUGAAGGCAGGUGGAAGGAUUAUCCCAAAGGUAACGCAGGCAGUGCUUUGUGGAGUAGCAGGUCUAAUAUAUCCUGCUGAUCCUUGGGAAUUUUUUAGGGUGCUGGUUGUUUUGAUGGAUGCAAAUUGUCCAAGUGAAUAAAAAAAUGGAUUUUCC